GUGGCAACUAAGCACACCUAGUUGCUUUGGCGUGGCGCAUGCGCAUGUUCUCGUCACCGGCUGACUGACAGUUAAAGAAGCGGGAGGAGGCGGCUUGGAGACGCCGUUCAUAAGCCUGGACCGGACGGGGGUGGGGACAGGUCGUUUGGCUGCUGUGCAUCAGGCGCGGCUGGAGUUUGGGAUACGGCCAGUUUCUGAGGCGAGCUGGGAAGCCGCCGCCUCUGCCUCCUCUUCUUCGGGAGGCCGCCUCACGCAUCGAUGACUCGCAAGUGACGCUUCAGUUGAGUUCCUGCAGCUUUUUGCAACAAGAUGUUUACUACAAAUCCUGCAAAUUGGGUUACUUUUGAAGAUGACCCCCUUUUCCAGUCUCCUCAGAAGGCAGGUGGAAAUCUUGGUGCCUGCAGAGCAAAUGGGCUUAAUCUCAUUCUGCCUAAGAUACAUGACUCAAGUCAGUCUUCGUCCUCCAGUACCACUCCUCUCUCUUCUCCUCUAGUGGAUUAUUAUGUUACUCCUGGACCACCUAGUAACUCUCCACUGUGCACACCUACCAAAGAGUAUCCUGUGAGCCCCUGCUUUCUCAAAUCAGGAGUUCACCUUCUUUAUUCUAUUCCAGAGAUGUCAUCCAAUCUUGAUGUCCCAUUAGCCGGGCCAUCUUCUCAAAAACUGACUGGUACAUCUUGGAUUGAGGAUUAUUCAGAUACCUCUGUCCCUAAGUCAACAGAUAGUACAAAUGCAGUUCCACAAGAAGUCUCAAAUAAACUGCAAGAGUCUGUAGAAACACAAAUGUUCUUCCAGUAUAUUCAGAAUGACUGCGCUUUUUCUAGUCCGUUUUGGUCAGAAGAUCCACCGCCUGUGUCUUCAUCCACCUGUGAUGUGCACAGAAAGGAUGUAAGCCUUGAAAAGAAUACUUGCUAUCCCAAAGAAAAGGAAGUGUUACCUGAUCAGAAAAGCGUCAAUCAGGGAUCUUUUCAUUAUAUUUGUAAGAGGCUUGAGCAUUUGCAAACUAGUACUUCAAAUUAUGACAAAACGUUGACAGCUAUGCCAUGUAUUUAUACUGGAGAUGGCUCCUCUUCAUUUGUUCCACACAGUCUCUUCAGGAAUCGAAGAAAAGAUGGAUGGGCUUUCAUGCUGAGGAUUCCUGAAAAGAAGAAUAUGAUGUCAUCAAGGCAGUGGGGACCCAUAUAUCUUAGGCUCUUACCUGGAGGAAUUCUUCAAAUGUACUAUGAGAAGGGACUUGAGAAACCUUUCAAAGAAUUCCAGCUACAGCCAUUUUGCAAACUUUCAGAACCCAAGUUGGAGAAUUGCAGUGUCACUGGAAAAAUCCAUACAGUAAAGAUAGAGCAUGUAUCAUAUAUAGAGAAAAAGAAAUAUCAUCCCAAAGCUGAAGUGGUCCAUGAACCAGAAAUAGAACAGAUGCUGAAGCUGGGGACAACUGAUUAUAAUGACUUCACUGAUUUCCUGGAAACAGUAGAGGAAGAGUUAAUGAAGCUUCCUGCUCUUUCAAAGCCAAGGAGAUAUUAUGAAGAACAGGAAAUAAUUCUGGAAAUAGUUGACAACUUUUGGGGGAGGAUCACUAGAGCUGAAGGGAAACUAGUUGAAAGUGCUGUUAUAACCCAUAUUUAUUGCUUGAGUUUUGUGAAUGGAAACUCAGAGUGCUUCUUGACACUGAAUGACUUAGAGCUCCGGAAGAGGGAUGCCCGUUAUUUUGAGAAGGACACAGAGAAUAAAUGGAUUGACAUUUUUGACUAUGUUUUCCAUGGAUGUGUAAAACAAGAAGAGUUUGAACAGACAAGAAUAAUUAAAUUUGUGCCCCCAGAAGGCUGUAGAUUAGAGCUGAUGCGUUUCAGGACACAGUAUAAUGAGCAUGAUCUUCCAUUUUCUGUCAAGGCCUUGGUGGUAGUCCAGGGAGCAUAUGUCGAACUUCAGGCUUUCAUAAACAUGUCCUCAUCUGCUCUGUCUUCAAGGCAUUCUCAUUCUAUGAAACACCACUGUGAGAAUAUCAUGGUACACUUUCCUGUUCCUCCACAAUGGAUUAAAAGUCUUUGGACUAUGAACCUCCAAAGGCAAAAGUCUCUGAAAGCAAAAAUGAACAGAAGAACAUGUCUUGGCUCUCUAACAGAGAUUGAAUCUGAAUCUAUCAUACAGGUCUCAGUUGGAACAGCCAAAUACGAAAGUGCCUAUAGAGCUGUUGUGUGGAAGAUUGACAGACUUCCAGAUAAAAACUCAAGUCCAGAUCAUCCACACAGUUUAUCGUACAAGCUAGAACUUGGGUCUGAUCAGGAAAUCCCUUCUGACUGGUAUCCCUUUGCUACCGUGCAAUUUGUUGUGCCUGAUGCAUGUGCUUCUGGAACUGAAGUGAAAUCUCUGGGCAUAGAGUGUGACAUUCAGCCACAGAAACAUGUGGUUCAGAAAGCAUGUUACAAUUGCCAGGUUGAAAUUGAGAAGAAGUGGAUUAGACUUGAUGGAGAAGAUCCUGAUAAGGCUGGGAAUUGUCAAAUACAGUAGAAGGGUUUGGAGAGGAGAUGACUCAGGUGUGCUGUCAGAAUUGUUAACUUUCAGUAUAGAAAUCCUAAUACUUUAAAAAGAAAAUUGUUGCUAGCAGUAGAAACUGAAUGUAUUUAGCAAGACAAUGGAUUUUAGCAGACACCUACCUGUCAAGUCAUAGUGGUGGACAGUGUGUACUGUUGGAAGUUUGUUUUCCUAACACACAGGCCCUCUAUAAAGUUUGUACACAGAUCAGUUUACAAUACUAUCUAGAAAACUGAUGGAGUGAAAUAUGAAUUUCUUGUAUAUGGACCAUACAGCUCAUUGUCAUAAAGAAUCAAUAUUUCAACCUUUUGGUGUGUUCUAGCAGGGUAAACGUAUAGAUUUCAAAUUAUUCAUCAUUUGUUCACAUAAUGUUAUAUAUUUUUCUUCCCCAUCUCAGUAAACAACACAAGCCCUCAAUAUGCUAAAAAGGGCUAUUUUUUGUUCUUAAUUGUUCAUAAGUUGGAACAUUUUGAAGCUUUUGGGUGGUUCAAAUAUGUUUUUCCUUCAUGGAAGAAUAUACAUGUGGAAAAUGUUAUACGAUAAUGCAAAAACGACAUCGCCUUCUUCAGCAUAGUUUAUUUGGCAAGAACUGACAGGAAUCAACUUCAUUGCUUGCAUAUCUUUGAGAUCCACACAUCUUGCAUGUCACUGAAACACUUGCUCACACAAGCUCCAUCUUAGAACAAGAACAAGCAAUUGCACAGCAGUGGCCUAAGAACCAGCACAAGUUAUACAGAAAUGCUCCUCCAUUGGCCUCUUUCAUUUGUGUCUGCAGAUGAAGCUGCUUGUAAACUCAUUAUGUAUACUUGGGCUUCAGCAAAAAACCCCACAAAAACACUUUGGGUAGCAAACACUCCUGCUCUGAAAAGAUGAGUGAAAGUUUUCACAGGAAGAAGUUCUUUUUUAAUAUGCUGCUGGAUAUUAUGGGUUGUUUUGGAUCUCUAUGAAGAACAUAUGUUGGAUUUGGAACAAAACCCUGUCCUUAAUCAGUUGUUAAAGAGCUGCAGGAUUCAGGUGAACCCCCAGCCAAACGUGGAAUGCGAAAUGUUCUCUAAUGCUGCCAGCUGAGCUAUUUCCCUUUUCACGUUUUGUAUUGUAUGCUCUGGAAGCCAGAGAACUGUCUGUCUCUUUGUUUAACUUGUAUUGAUGAUUUUCUGUUUAAUUGCAAUUGCUAUAGGACAGGAGUGGCCAAUGGUAGCUCUCUAGAUGCUUUUUGCCUACAACUCCCAUCAGCCUCAGCCAGCAUGGCCAAUGGCUGGGGCUGAUGGGAGUUGUAGGCAAAAAACAUCUGGAGGGCUACCAUUGGCCACCCCUGUUAUAGAUGUUUAUAUUUGUUGCAUGCAAAUCUUUUUGGCAUAAAACUAUAACAACACA
This is a messenger RNA of Heteronotia binoei (common prickly gecko), 3903 nucleotides long. It is a transcript of the gene STON1, whose product is annotated as stonin 1. Gene Ontology annotation, molecular function: clathrin-cargo adaptor activity. Gene Ontology annotation, cellular component: synaptic vesicle; AP-2 adaptor complex. Gene Ontology annotation, biological process: synaptic vesicle endocytosis; regulation of endocytosis; clathrin-dependent endocytosis. The coding region runs from base 310 to 2505 and encodes 731 amino acids. The transcript is spliced from 4 exons. The record is from RefSeq and is a predicted model, not a curated record. NCBI's taxonomy places the organism in Eukaryota, Metazoa, Chordata, Lepidosauria, Squamata, Gekkonidae.